AGGACUGCUGUUACUGAAACUCUCCGCUCUUAUUUGCUUCAAAGUCUGCGCUUCUGUUCGCUUUAUUUUGAAACCCCCAGCGGAAGUAUUGUUCAUGGAUCUCUGACAGGCAGCGAUCCACUGAUCAGCUGGACACGGAGAACACAACUGAUCCUUUCCGCUGUUCGGACGCAAACAGCAGCGACGCGGCCGAGGGGACGCUCCACCGCGCGGAGGACUGUGACGGCGCACGGGCGGAGGAGCGCGUGUUCCUGCGGACAAAUGUCGGCAGCUGCUGCUCUGCCUCAGCGCGGCUGAUCCCGGAUUAAACAGGUGAACCACACCGACUCCAGCGUCGUGUCUCAGCCUCUUGGGUCGGCCAUGUUGGAUCUGCUCAUCAGAGUUCUGGUGUUGACCCGUCUUCACCCGUUGCCUCACAGAACCUCGCUGCCAACCUAACUCCUCCCCUUCGUCUCCCCUUCCUCCACCUGGACAGGAAACAGGUCCUGGAUCCUGGUGGACCAUGUCCUAUGCACAUCACAGGCUGCUCACCUGGAGCUUACCUCACCUGCUCCUCCUGCCCCUCGCCUACCUCUGGCUUUUGGCUCUGCCCACAGGUGUGUCGGCAGGUCAGUGCCGGGUCACCAGCGGCGUUCUGGGGAUCCGCUGGAGCAGCGUCAUCGGUCUGGGCUGGCACCCGCUGGCGAGGGGCACGGCUGGGGCCACGUGUUGGGAGUCGUGCUGCCUGAACCCGAGCUGCGGCGCCUCCUGGAGCCUCGGGGGCCGCUGCGUGCUCCUCAGGUGCAGCAGGAAAGAUGGUUGCUCCAUCUCCUCCCUCCCCCAGCCUCACCAGGAGUCCCUGGGCCUCCUGCAGGUGCUCUCCAAGGAUACCGCCGGAGCCAAGAGCACACGGCAUCGCCGCACUUCGCUCACGAGACUCCUCAGAGACACGGGACGCCUCGAGGACACGGGACGCCUCGAGGACACGGGACGCCUCGAGGACACGGGACGCCUUGGGGACACGGAAACGGUUCCUGCAGCCCCCAGCGCCACCACGCACCUACAGAAGGCCCAGCAGAACCUCAGCCUCUCAGCCAACAGAACCUCAGAUGGUUCUCCUUCCUCCUCACAGCAGAACUUGACGAUCAAUGGAACAGUCCAUCCUUCUGCAUCUUCCAACGUCAGCGAUGUGGGCACCACCGCCACGGCUCCAACUUCGGUUCAGGCUGUCCGGGAGCUCGUGGUGUCGGCAGGUGAGAGCGUGGAGGUGACCCUGCCUCGCAGCGAGGUGGAGCUCAACGCCUACGUGGUCCCGCCUCCCCCCCCAGGCAGCAGCUACGCCUUCGACUGGCGCCUCAUCACUCACCCCAAAGAUUACAGCGGGGAGAUGGAGGGCAAGAAGAGCCGAAGCCUGAAACUCAGCAAGCUGACUGUGGGCCUGUACGAGUUCGGGGUGACGGUGGACGGGGAGGGGGCCCACGCUGAGGGUUACGUCAACGUCACCGUCAAACCAGAACCGCGAGUUAACAAGCCUCCCGUUGUUGUGGUCUCCCCAAAGUUCCAGGAGAUCUCUCUGCCUACAAGCUCCACGGUGAUCGACGGCAGCCGAGGAGACCUUGAGAGGAGGAACUUCUCCUUCCUGUGUGUCGACAGAGCUCCAGACCGCCCUCAGCCUUCACGCUCCUUAUAUGGCGAAGGAAUCAGUCCCGCGAAGAAGGGCGGAAACGCGCCGCGGUGGCUGCUGGGUAAAUUCACGCACAUCCAGGAAGAAGCGGACCCAGUCUGCUGA
Molecule: messenger RNA, 1768 nt
Organism: Nematolebias whitei (Rio pearlfish)
Lineage: Eukaryota; Metazoa; Chordata; Actinopteri; Cyprinodontiformes; Rivulidae
Product: dyslexia-associated protein KIAA0319-like protein
Exons: 12
Coding region: 503-1768 (421 amino acids)
Cellular component (GO): plasma membrane; cytoplasmic vesicle
Source: RefSeq, a predicted model, not a curated record